Ictalurus furcatus (blue catfish) is the source of this 1847-nucleotide messenger RNA. RefSeq lists its product as uncharacterized. The transcript is spliced from 4 exons. Bases 627 to 1337 code for a protein of 236 amino acids. Lineage: Eukaryota; Metazoa; Chordata; Actinopteri; Siluriformes; Ictaluridae. The record is from RefSeq and is a predicted model, not a curated record.
ACCUUUCCACAGCCUUUAUGAGCUGUUGUUUGAAUAUUAACCAUUGAGAUCGAAAGUUUACUGUUAUCUGAUAUGUAUGACUUUAAUGAAUGAGGUGGACAUUCACCCUACUCCACAGGAUAACCAGACAUUCAAUGGCCUAGAUGGCAGUGGAGUUUUCACAGAGAUGGACUCGUUCCUGGUGUCCACCCCUGUGCGUUCUGUAUGAGUACUAUUUUUGUGAAUAUUCAUAGGUCAGAUGCAUGACAAUUUGUCACAUAAAGAUAUAUUCUGUUUUUGAUAAAUAGUUUGUUCAUAUUGCAGCUCUUACCAUGGCCUCUCAAAACUCUCAGGGAGUUAGAGGAUCUGAAUGUGUCACAGGAAGCAGUGUCCCUCGAGCUGACGCUAUCUUCUUCUAAUCUCUAUACUUUAAAAUUAUACCUUUUUUUUUUUUUUACCUUUACAACGUUUACAAAUAUCACUGAUACUACUUUAGAGAAAGCAAUCGUAACGUUGCACUGUCGCUAAGUUUUAUUGGUUCUUACAAACAUCUGCGACUAGCUUGUAGCCCAUUAGCAUCACCUUACUGUUAGCCUUGUUUACAUUUCACAUUUAUCUCAUUUACCGCUGUUUUUUUUAAAGCAAAUAUGUCGAUUGUUUCUCUGCUUUUGAGUGCAGAUGAGGACUCGCUCGAGCUGCAAAUGGUGCUGCUGGAACUGGAGGAUGUGGAGAAACAGAGCCGUGACCUACUCGACAAGCAGGCCCAGCUGCUGGAGCGAAGAACCGCGCUGGAAACAUCUUGUGCUUCUGCCUACACAUCCAAGGUAAGCACGCAACGUGGUAUUACCACUCCCAGCCCCUCUAUGCCGUGUGUUUCUCUGUGCAGGGACCGUGCACCCAAGACUUUUCCAGCUGAGGUCUCCGUCACACCGGCUCCGACACACCACGGACCUUGGGUGCACCAGCAGCGAAAGGCGAGAGCCAUACCCUGGGCGAGGGCCUCUCCACCUCCAGUAUUCAAGAUCCCAACCAGGAACCGUUUCGCCCCUCUCCGUCAGACCAGAGCAAACGCUGUGAUCGUCGGGGACUCCAUUGUGCGAAACGUCCGCGUCGCUUCAACAAAGGGUUGUUUCGUCCUGAUGGUCUGCACCCCAGCAGCCUCGGAGCGGAACUGCUGUCAGACAACAUCUCCAAGGCACUACACACAAGGGGCUGCCUACCCAUGCUUACUUGAAGACAACGAGGCGGAGCAGCAUCGGAGAGACAGUUCGCUCCAUUCUCCAAAGAAUCGGGGAGAACAGCCUGUGGUGUAUGUUUUCGUUGAAAGGGUCAAAAGGUGGGAUGCUGACUUUGACUGAUCAUGAUGAAGUGUAUCGCCUUGUACACUAUAUUGCCGAACGAGCCCAUGGACGUGAAUAUACUGUUGCCAGUUGCAGAGAGGCCAUCGGCAGCUACCUAAAAAUGCCCCAGUCAGGAAAGGUGGCAAGAAACAUAAUAUGAGUGUUUAUGAUUAAGUCUAGAAUUUAAAUCUACAACUUCUGUGAUUCUUUUUCUUUUCUCAUUCAUACAAAUGUGCCAUUGUGUAACAUUGUUGACUGAUUCAUUAGUUUUUAUAUCCAUUUGACAAGCAAAAACCUUUCCACUAUGCAUAUAACUGAAAGUGCAUACAUAAUCCAAACCUUUUGUGAAUAUUGAUGAUUGAUUUGGAGGUUUCAAAUUAUGAGUGAAUUGUGGUUCACUUUCUUGCAUUCAGCAAUGUGUAGCUAAUGUCUGUAGUUUACUGAUUCCGAAGUAGUUGGUUUAGACUGCAUCAUAUAGUAUAUGUAUAUACCAAUGAAAUGAAAUGCCAUAUUUUUAGAUAUAUCCAC